AUGCCCGUGCCCGCGCGGCGCCUGGGGUGGGCGGCGCAGAGCGCGGCGCUCCCCGUGAUCGCGCUGGACCUCUUCAACACGCACCUCCGCGCGCCCCUCCACAUGCGCUGCCACGGCCGCGCCUGCCCCGCCUUUUCCCCCUGCGGGGACACCUUCGGGAACGUCGCCGCCUGCUGGAACCCCGAGCUCUCCGCGGAUAAGAAGAAGCUCUCGCGCGCGCCUCUGAACUGCCCCAGAGUUACUAAGGAGUUGCGGAGGGAGGAGUAUGGGGAUGGCGGAAUUGGGGAGGAAGGGGAGGGGGAGGGGGAGGAUGGGCUGAGGGCGAAUCUGACGUGUUCUCAUGCUGAGGACUUUAUUUUGCAUGACGCUGUUGCUUUCCAGAUCUUUCGGCUGAACCACGUGUUUGUGACGAACCUCGGUUUCACAUUCAAUCGCACGCAUAGGUUCGUGCGCAACGGCUGCCACGCCUACGCCGAGUUCAACUUUCCUGCAGGCACACGGGUCCACAAGGUAGCCUGGGCCAUCAACUGGGCGCACGGGUCGGGACUAGCCUUCUUCCACAUGCUCGUGGAGGCUGUGCCGCAGUUCUUCAACCUCGCGCCCGUCAUGCCCGCUUUCUCGGGCAUCCGUGUGCCAAUCGUCUCCUCUGCAAAGCAGGCGAGGGUUUGGGACAGGUUGGUGGCGCCGCUGGUGGGUGUAUCACGGGAGAGAGUGCAGCUGAUAGCUCCAGAGGAGAACCACCUCAUCUUUGCACACGAGCUUAUUGAGCCGUCCCGGCAGUACUGCGGGGUGCCAGCGCGGGGACUAUGGCACAGCCUGCGGCGGCGGCAUCUGCUGCACCCGCAGGGCCUUCCCAUCUUCCACCGCAACUGGACGCAGAGAAACCUCACCCCCCUCACGGAUGACCAAAUGGCGCUGCUGCCCGCCGACUGGGUGGUGCUGCUGGUGCGGCGGCCGGGCAAGGAGAGGGUGAUGGAGAGAGAGGGCGACCUGGAGGCCAGCAUGAGGCACGUCUUUGGCGACCGCCUGGUGGUCUACGGCACGUCGCUGCCCAUCCUGGAAGGUGAGAUGGGGUUGCUGGGUGAGAGUGGGUUGCAAGGUGGGAGUGGGUUGCAAGGUGGGAGUGGGUUGCAAGGUGGGAGUGGGUUGCAAGCCCGAGCGCUGUUCCGGAGGGCGCGGCUGGUGGUGGCGGUGCACGGGGCGGGCUUCUCUCUUUCUAACUCUCGCUCUCGCUUCCUCCUCCCCAUCCCCCAUCCAGCCCGAGCGCUGUUCCGGAGGGCACGGCUGGUGGUGGCGGUGCAUGGGGCUGGUCUCUCCCACACCAUCUUCAUGCCCUCCAAUGCCUCCGUGCUCGAGAUUCGCCCUCGGGAUUACCAUAACACGUGCUUGCACCAUCUUGCAGAAGCCUGCGAUCUCAACUACUAUUUGGUGUUGGGGGAAGGGAAUAAGAAAGGCACUGCUUUAGGCAAGCCACCGGCGUUAGUGCCAACCCCUGCAGGCACCUAUGGAGAAAGCUCCCCUGCUAUCAGCUCUCUGUCGAACUCCUCUCGAUCUGAGUACACCGUGACGUCUCAAUCAUCGAUGCAAGCAGCAGAGCAGCAGCAGCAACACCACUAUCAGCAGCAGCAGCAGCAGCAGCAGCAGCAGCAGCAGCAGCAGCAGCAGCAGCAGCAGCAACAGCACGAACGGCAGCCGCGUCUGCUUCCCAUGCCUCCUGACGUUAACACCCAGGCACAGCAGCAACAGCAGCAGCAGCGUCGAACCCGAUCGACCAUUAGCUUCUGGCUCGCUGCGUUGCAGGAGGGGUGCUCGCUAGUGAAGCUGUCUAAAGCGGGGAUGGGGAGAGGCCAGCCGAGGAGCUUCGUGGUGGUGGUGGAGAAUGGAGGAUCGUUAUCACUGAAAUGGGAAAAGCAAGGUCUUAUGGGAAAAGUGGCAAGAUCAGCCCAGCUGCUUUCCACCGAACCCACCAACGCAGCUUCCUGGGAGUUUCUCAUGGAGACCUCUGCAGGGGCCAUAGUGGCGAGAGCACCGUCAGAAGACUGGUUUCAGAUCUGGACCGAAGGCAUGGUGUCUGUGUUUGAGUAUGCACGCUCCAUGAGGGGGUAUGGGAGCAGCAGAGAGCGGAAAUAG
Closterium sp. Naga37s-1 is the source of this 2130-nucleotide messenger RNA. NCBI's taxonomy places the organism in Eukaryota, Viridiplantae, Streptophyta, Zygnematophyceae, Desmidiales, Closteriaceae. The record is from the annotation of a GenBank genome assembly.